Messenger RNA from Juglans regia (Persian walnut), 644 nucleotides. Its product is annotated as 10 kDa chaperonin, mitochondrial-like. Bases 91 to 384 code for a protein of 97 amino acids. NCBI's taxonomy places the organism in Eukaryota, Viridiplantae, Streptophyta, Magnoliopsida, Fagales, Juglandaceae. Gene Ontology annotation, cellular component: mitochondrial matrix. Gene Ontology annotation, molecular function: protein folding chaperone; ATP binding; metal ion binding. The transcript is spliced from 3 exons. The record is from RefSeq and is a predicted model, not a curated record.
CCCUACAAACAUGAGGCAACGAGUAGUCCAGUAGUGAAAGAAGCUUCUAGUUCGCAUCUCAUUCCUCUCUCUCUCUCUGCUCAUUCCCCAAUGGCGAAGCGUCUGAUCCCUUCUUUCAACCGCGUUCUCAUCGAGAAAAUUGUUCCUCCUUCAAAGACCAACUCCGGUAUCUUACUUCCAGGGUCAACCACCAAGCUGAACUCUGGAAAAGUUGUUGCUGUGGGCCCGGGAGGUCGUGAUAGAGAUGGCAAACUUAUUCCUGUCAGUGUAAAGGAAGGAGACAACGUUCUCUUGCCUGAAUUUGGAGGAACUGAAGUAAAGCUUGGUGAUAAAGAGUAUCAUCUGUAUAGAGAUGAGGAUAUCUUGGGAACUCUCCAUGACUAAAGCAUGGUACUUCACUAUCAUUGUUUCAAGCGUUCGUGUCCCUGCUCAGCACGAGGCAGUUCAGGAUAAAUGGAGAAAAGAGGCCUUCUUAUCCCUGGAACUUGAGAAUUUUGUGCUUUUUUGCAUUAUGUAACUCUUAUAAAGCUAGACACUACAGUAUUGCUGUGGUUUAAACGGACAAGAUGAGGAUUUGAAGACAACUCUAUGAUGUUUCAUCAAAGACUGCAGAAAUAAUGAAUUUCCCAUUUGACUUACUAUUA